Molecule: messenger RNA, 1092 nt
Organism: Protopolystoma xenopodis
Lineage: Eukaryota; Metazoa; Platyhelminthes; Monogenea; Polystomatidea; Polystomatidae
Source: the annotation of a GenBank genome assembly
UUCAAGCUAUCAAAAUCUCAAACAGUGGUCGCGGCAACCGAAACGGGAGAUUUGCGCUACGUUCGACAAUUAUCAAACAUUACCUCUAAGAGAUGUAAUGGCUUCGGCUUGACUGCGAUGGCGCUUGAAACCGGAUUCCACGUACUAAUUGCUGAGCCAAAUUUUAGCGCAACGUCCAACCCAGCGCCUUACCUUAAUAAUGAGAGCUCAUUUACUGUAUCGCCUAAUGCAGAGCCUAAGUCCGCGACAGCGGAUUCGAAUAUUUCCAGUAGGUUUUAUCAUUCUGAUCAAAUACUUCUAGAUUCUAAUGAUUCCGGGAAGAAAAACUUUGGGAAAUAUAGAUUACUCAGGACAAUUGGCAAGGGAAAUUUCGCGAAAGUUAAGUUGGCAGUUCAUUUGGCUACUGGUGUUGAGGUUGCGAUCAAAAUCAUAAACAAGACGCUGAUGGAUGCUACACUUUUUGAGAGAUUAAAAAGAGAAAUUACUAUAAUGAAAACAACUAGCCAUCCGAAUAUCGUCAAACUGCUAGAAAUAAUUGAAAACGAAGACGUUCUCUGUCUAGUGAUGGAAUAUGCCAGCGGGGGUGAAAUUUUUGAUUAUUUGGUUGCACAUGGGAGAAUGAGAGAGAAAGAAGCUAGAAUUAAAUUUCGUCAGUUAAUUUCAGCAAUUAACUAUUGCCAUUCUAAGCGCAUUGCCCACAGAGACCUUAAAGCUGAAAAUAUUCUUCUUGAUGGAAACUUGAACGUCAAAGUAGCAGACUUUGGCCUAGCAAAUACCUUCGAGCCAAAUCAGCGCCUCACAACCUUCUGUGGAAGUCCACCGUAUGCCGCUCCCGAAUUAUUUUUGGGGAUACCCUAUUACGGUCCUGGAGUAGACAUCUGGUCGCUCGGUGUUAUACUUUUUACCUUGGUACUGGGUCAAUUGCCGUUUGAUGCCAAUGAUCUGAAGGAGUUAAGAGCCAAAAUCCUGAAUGUACAAUAUAAUAUUCCUAAAGGCGCUAUUUCUACGGAAUGCGAGCAGUUGAUUAGAAAGAUGCUUGUCCUUGACCCUAAAAAGAGGUACUCCUUAAAGUUCCUUGAUUUUAUGGUAUAA